AUGCAAGUAGACCAAACUUACACCUUCGUGCUAGAAUCGUGGGCCGCGACGCCCGAAGCACUAGCCAAAUCAAUUGGAGGUCUAGCGAUCCAAGGCUCCGGUGUCGGCUUCUUUGAACAUGUGGACAUAGAGGCACGGAUCGCAUCUGCAGCAAACUCAGCUGCCAACGCAGAUGUAGUCAUCGUAUUCACUGGGACAACUGCAGAGUUUGAAUCCGAAGGCUACGACCGAGACACACUAGACCUUACACGCGAACAAUACCAACUUGUCGCAGCAGUCAGCGCGGCAAAGCCAAAACGCGGUACCGUGGUGAUCAACUAUUCGGGUGCGCCGGUGAACAUGAUUCCCUUCGUGGCUCAUGACAGUGGCACUGAAGCAAUUCUUCAAGCAUGGUUUCCGGGUCAAGAAUAUGGCCGUUCCAUCGCGUCGCUGCUCACGGGUGAGAUCAACCCCUGUGGCCACCUCCCUAUGUCCUGGCCAAAGCGGAUUGAAGAUAAUCCUUCAUACGGAAAUUUCCCCGCCGUUGAUGAUGUUAUCCGCUACGAAGAGGGAACAUUUGUUGGAUAUCGACAUUACGACCUCCCCAACGCCCCAGAGCCUUUAUUCCCUUUUGGCUUCGGUCUAUCCUAUACGAACUUCGAAGUUCGUAGUACUAGCAUUGCUGCACCGGAGAUCUUAAGCGAUGUGGACGGUAAAAUCACCGUUUCUGGCCUCGUAGCCAACACGGGCGCUUGCGCUGGAAAGGUGGUUCUACAGUUCUACGUACAGUCUCCAACACCAGUCGGCUUUGUAUUACCGUCUGUUGGCAACAGACUGUCAGAAUCGAACUCGGCCCGUCCGAUCAAGGAACUCAAAGCGUUUGAGAAAGUUCUGUUGCAACCUGGCGAGAGUAGAAAUGUCUCUGUUGAGCUUGAUCGCUAUGCUGUUAGUUUCUAUAAUGAAACGGGCACUUGUUGGCAAGUACUAAGGGGCACGUAUAAAUUGCUCGUUGGAUUUUCUGCAGCGGAGAUUGUCGGUGAGGUGGAAUUCAGGGUUGAAGAUGACUUUACAUGGAAUGGGAUUUAG
Talaromyces rugulosus is the source of this 1065-nucleotide messenger RNA. RefSeq lists its product as uncharacterized. Gene Ontology annotation, biological process: glucan catabolic process. The transcript has a single exon. The coding region runs from base 1 to 1065 and encodes 354 amino acids. Gene Ontology annotation, molecular function: beta-glucosidase activity. Lineage: Eukaryota; Fungi; Ascomycota; Eurotiomycetes; Eurotiales; Trichocomaceae. The record is from RefSeq and is a predicted model, not a curated record.